This is a messenger RNA of Malaya genurostris, 2085 nucleotides long. It is a transcript of the gene PICK1, whose product is annotated as PRKCA-binding protein. Gene Ontology annotation, cellular component: postsynaptic early endosome; neuron projection; trans-Golgi network membrane. The transcript is spliced from 6 exons. Lineage: Eukaryota; Metazoa; Arthropoda; Insecta; Diptera; Culicidae. Gene Ontology annotation, molecular function: protein kinase C binding; protein domain specific binding; phospholipid binding. Gene Ontology annotation, biological process: intracellular protein transport; positive regulation of receptor internalization; regulation of Arp2/3 complex-mediated actin nucleation. The record is from RefSeq and is a predicted model, not a curated record. The coding region runs from base 100 to 1830 and encodes 576 amino acids.
AAGUCAGUCAUUAGAAUAACAGCUGGUAGCAAAAUCAAUCAAUUUUAAUUUUAUUUUGAACAUUGUUCAAGAAUUUAUUACAAAAAAAAUCGAGUAACGAUGUUGCAAGAGUAUGAAGAUGAUUAUUUUCUCGAAGAAGAUAAAAUUGUAAAAAUUGCAUUAAAUAGAGGGACCAAUAAGCCCAACAAUAUGUUUUCCGUCCACUCCAGCCAAACCGAAAGUGAAACCUCAUUACUUCUUCAUGUAGAUCAAGAAUCGAUUUUAGAUAGCAGUACACCCGAAGAGCCCAACGAAGUAAAAUCCGAUAGCAACGGUAUGGGUAAGGUCAAGGACGAAAUUGCCUUCGUUUCGAACGACGACCUGCCAGACCCGGUACUAUAUGCCGACGGUUGUGUUGACGAUACGAAAAUUAUUAUGCUUUGUCAGAAACAGGAAAUGGAAAGGCUGGGUAUGACGGUCAGUUCCGGGACGGUCGUUAUCAAGAAAGAUACUACUAAUCUUAUAGGCAUAAGCAUUGGUGGAGGAGCUCCUCUUUGUCCCUGUCUCUACAUAGUUCAGGUUUUCGAUGGAACACCGGCAGCACGCGAAGGCACACUGCAGAGUGGAGAUGAACUGCUGGGUGUGAAUGGUGUGUCGGCGAAGGGCAAGACCAAAGUUGAGGUGGCAAAGAUGAUACAAGCUGCCACCGACGAAGUUACCAUUCACUACAAUAAACUUCACGCUGAUCCUACCCAGGGCGAAACGUUGGACAUUGUGCUGAAGAAAAUGAAGCAUCGGUUAGUGGAGAAAAUGUCCAGUGGCACUGCCGAUACGCUGGGACUGUCUCGAGCAAUUCUGUGUAACGAUUCAUUGGUGAAGCGAUUACAGGAACUGGAGAAAACCGAAGCUAUGUACAAGGGACUCGUAGAGCAUGCGAAGCGGAUGCUGAAAGCUCAUUUUGACGUUCUUCAAACGUAUCAAUCGUUUGGUAAUAUUUUUGCCGCCAUCAGUGUUCGCGAACCACAACCGAGAGCUUCGGAAGCUUUCCGUGUUUUUGGAGAGUUGCAUCGAAACAUGGAAAAAGACGGUAUCAAAAUGAUCAAGAGUUUGAAACCCAUUUUAGCGGACAUGGGCACGUAUCUGCACAAAGCAAUACCCGAUACUAAGCUGACGGUGAAACGAUAUGCUGAUGCGAAAUUUACUUAUUUAUCGUAUUGCCUGAAAAUCAAAGAAAUGGACGAUGAAGAGCACGGCUAUGCUGCCAUCCAAGAACCAUUGUAUCGCGUUGAAACUGGAAAUUACGAAUAUCGACUCAUACUUCGGUGCCGUCAGGAGGCCCGGGUAAAAUUUGCUAAACUGCGAAGCGAUGUUUUAGAGAAAAUGGAACUAUUAGAAUGUAAGCACGCACGUGAUUUAGCUUCCCAAUUGAGAAAGUUCAUACAGGGAUUGUCCACUUUGUCGAACGAAACCGUCGAAAAAUUGGAAUCCAUUCCGAAUCUAUUCCCUAUCGAAGUUGAUUUGAAACCAAGUGCAUUCCAGUACAAGUCAGCCGUUCGAUUUCCACCGGAAGAGGACGUGGAUGAGGAAAUCCAGCAAGCCGAGGAAGCCGUUGAGAGACCUGCCGUCAAAGCUUCCAGUGAGAAUAGGUCUUCCAUUUAUGGCGGUGGAGCUUCCAUCGAUCAAUUGCUGGCGGGAUUCGAAGAGAUCGACUUGAACAAAAGCAGCAGUACCAGUGAGAGUAAUGAUCUUCUAGUUGAGCUGGGUUUGGCGGACAUUGAUCUUUCGGUAGGGAAGCAAUCCAGUCUGAUGGAUAAUUUAUUGAUACCGGACAUGAAUGAUUUCACAAAGUAAUUUUUUCGUCAUUGACGGAAAAUAAAAUAACUAUAUAUGGUAUAAAACUUAAUUGUUUGAUGGUCCGCUUAGUCGUUAGUCGACUAGGACUGCGUCAGCUUGUCGCCACCGAGACUUUUCGACGUCGUUUUUGGGGCUGCGCCAUAUCACGGCUAUGUUUUAAGCUCUUUGGUUUCAAUUUUAUGCGACAUUAUGCCAAAUGGCCCGCCCUCUUUUGAUUUAAUAUAUCAAAAGUCAAUCUGCAUGUAACUAGAA